Molecule: messenger RNA, 2337 nt
Organism: Amblyraja radiata (thorny skate)
Lineage: Eukaryota; Metazoa; Chordata; Chondrichthyes; Rajiformes; Rajidae
Gene: eif4e2
Product: eukaryotic translation initiation factor 4E family member 2
Exons: 9
Coding region: 97-855 (252 amino acids)
Biological process (GO): translational initiation
Cellular component (GO): cytoplasm; eukaryotic translation initiation factor 4F complex
Molecular function (GO): RNA 7-methylguanosine cap binding; translation initiation factor activity
Source: RefSeq, a predicted model, not a curated record
UGCCCGCCCGCACCGUCCAGUCCCGCGGGUAAAGGCGCAGCUGGAGCCGCCGCUCCACGGGGAUUGUCCCCCCCAACGAGGAGAGUCGCCGCCGCCAUGAACAACAAGUUCGACGCUUUAAAAGAUGAUGAUAGUGGAGACCAAGAACAUCAUGAGAAUAACCACUCACAGAAAGAGAAUGAGAAAGAAAAAACAGAUAAAGAGAAGACUCAAAACAUUACCAAAAGGAAGGCAGUUGUCCCUGGCCCAGGAGAACACCCUCUACAGUACAACUAUACAUUUUGGUAUUCCAGACGUACGCCAGGUCGACCCACCAGCUCUCAGAGCUAUGAGCAAAAUGUUAAACAGAUUGGAACAUUUGCAUCUGUUGAACAGUUCUGGAGGUUUUAUAGCCAUUUAGUUCGACCUGGUGACCUCACAGGGCAUAGUGACUUUCACCUGUUCAAAGAUGGCAUUAAACCAAUGUGGGAGGAUGAAGCUAAUAAGAAUGGUGGAAAAUGGAUUAUCCGUUUGCGAAAGGGACUAGCAUCACGCUGCUGGGAAAAUUUGAUUUUGGCAAUGUUGGGGGAACAAUUCAUGGUUGGAGAGGAGAUAUGUGGAGCUGUUGUUUCCGUUCGAUUUCAGGAAGAUAUUAUCUCCAUAUGGAAUAAAACUGCCAGUGACCAAGCUACAACAGCACGAAUACGGGACACAUUACGACGUGUUCUAAAUUUGCCACCCAAUACCAUAAUGGAAUACAAGACUCACACUGACAGCAUCAAGAUCAAACCCAGAUUUUGUGAUGCAAGGAAGAGAAACAAACUGCCAUUUGACAACAGAUUCCACAAUGAGAAGCAGGCACAUCCAAUUCACUGAUCUUUUCCUCAACAAACUUUCUCCAACCUCAUCCAACAGCAAUGUCCUUUGCGGUGCGUGUCUUUCUGGAUCCAUCGGCUAUUCUGGGACAGAGCUAGAUUGAGCCUAGAUCACACUGCUGAAAAACUGACAACCAGCCAAGCCUCAUCCCUAGUUUAAUGGGCAAGCAAAGACAUUGCCUGUUUAACUUCUCUGACAUUUGGAAGCAUUCAAAAAUAAUAAAAUGAUGUUCAAAGUUAAUCAAACAAUAAUAUCUAGAUUAUUAAUAAUGCAUGGAAAGUUAUGAAUUAAAUUUAUUAAAAUGUUUUAAUUAUUUAAAUUACCUAAAAUGUACCUUUUUUCCUCACAGCUACUCCUCUCUGUAUUGAACUGAAUGGAGUUGCAAAAUCUCUGUUUUAAAAGGGUUUAGAACAUGAUGUUUGAAAAAAUAAUUUACAAAAUCCAUUAUUCCACCUCUGGCACAAGCUCAACAGGGGAUAUUCUGAAGCAUAAGUGUCUGAAAUUGCAUGUUGUUAAUGCUUUUUUUGCUGGGGAUAUAAUCGGCAAAUAAUGCUGGGGAUAUAAUCAGCAAAACCUUUUUUAAUAUUAAUAAAACUUUUAAUGAAAAGCUGCCUUGCAGUUCAUGAUUUGUUCAAGUGCAAAUUCCCAACUACCUGUUGGCAUUUUUCACACAGAAAUAUAGGCCAUUCUGUUCCUGCGACUAGAUCUGGAGUUCAGAGCAUUUUUAAGUCUAACCUUGUGUGGUUGAAAGUUUCUUACUACUGCUUAACAGAAACUAAUUUUUCUCUUGAUGCCUUCUUUCUUACAAUAGGUCUAUUUUUCACUGAGUUUACAAUGUUCUGGUUUUAAAAUGAAAUUAAAUGUACUUUUAAGAGGAAAAUCAACGUAACAAAGCAGUGCUUUUUAAACAAUUUUUUGAGGUGAGGAAGAAAAGUGGAUUAUUUGUGUUUGCAAUGAGAUUGUUCUUAAAUAUAUAUAAUAACAGAAAGUGGUUUUAACCAAAAGUCAGCAGGUAACUCCAGAUGCACAAGCACCAAAAUUGAGGUAGUAUGCUGUUAAUUGGAAUGGUUUACAUAACAUGUAUAGGAAAGAACUGCAGAUGCUGGUUUAAAUCGACACAAAAUGCUGGACAUUUUGAACUGAACUCAGCGGGACAGGCAGCAUUUCCGGAGGGAAGGAAUGGGUGACAUUUCGGGUUGAGACCCUUCUUCAGACUGAAGAACUCCUGCAUUUUGUGUCUAUCUUCGGUUCACAUAACAAAUGUUUGCCAACAAAUGAUACUUUCUCCGCACUGGAUUGCUGUGCUGCAGGAAUUUAUCUAUAUUAAAACAAUUUGGAAGAAAUAGAUUGUGACUUUUAAGGUCUUGUAAUAUUUAAUAGAUCUCAGGAACAAAUGAGACAAUUGUUUCUAUUUUGGUGAGGAAGAUGUUUUAAAUAUUUAAAUGUUGCAGGUCUGGCAAUGUACAGAUUAUAUAUGGUGUU